Messenger RNA from Callorhinchus milii (elephant shark), 2172 nucleotides. It is a transcript of the gene fgl1, whose product is annotated as fibrinogen-like 1. Bases 157 to 1110 code for a protein of 317 amino acids. Gene Ontology annotation, biological process: regulation of immune response; negative regulation of T cell activation. NCBI's taxonomy places the organism in Eukaryota, Metazoa, Chordata, Chondrichthyes, Chimaeriformes, Callorhinchidae. The record is from RefSeq and is a predicted model, not a curated record. The transcript is spliced from 8 exons.
GAUUUCCUGACAACCACAUACAUCUGUUCGAAAAACAUUCCUACCCACUGACUCAUCCAGAGAUAUAAAACAAGCCCCAAACCCGAAUUGCUGAAGCCAAGAGAGUCCGAUCGGCAGCAGAAUUGAGGCAGUUUGGACUUCUCGAGAAAUACCGAGAUGGAGGGUCGCUGUAUUUCUUUGUCUGCUCUGAUGGUUUGCACACUGUUGACUGGAUUCUGCAGGUCGGCACAAGCAGACUGCGAAGUGGAACAGGAGAGGCUGAGGGCUCAGGUGAAAGCUCUGGAACUCAGAAUCAAACAGCAGCAACUACAGAUCCAGCGCAUCUUAAGUGAGAGGGAAAAUCUUGAUAUCGUUCAUGGUUCUGAUGUGGAAGAAAGUAUAAAUAUGGUAGAAGGAAGACAACUCUUUGCAGAUUGUGCCGAGAUCUAUAACAGCGGCAAUAAGAGGAAUGGAUUUUACAGAAUUCAGCCAUUGGCAGCUCCUACAAGUUUCUCAGUUUACUGUGAUAUGACUGAAGGUGGAGGCUGGACUGUUAUCCAAAGACGAAAUGAUGGCAGUGUAAACUUUGACAGAGUAUGGGCUGAAUACAAGCAAGGCUUUGGAAACUUCCAAUCUGCCACUGGAGAAUACUGGCUUGGAAAUGACAACCUGCAUUACCUUACAUCACAGGGAGAGUACACUGUGAAAUUCAAUCUUAUUGACUGGGAUGCUGAAAAACGGGAUGCACAGUACAGAAACUUCAGGGUUCAAAAUGAGCAGAAUUCAUACCAGCUGAGCUUUGGCACAUAUUCUGGUACAGCAGGAGACUCACUAAGUGGAACGUACCACCCAGAAGUCGCCUGGUGGGCCAAUCACAACGGUAUGAAAUUCAGCACAAAGGACAGGGACAAUGACCGCUACGAGGGCAACUGUGCACAAGAAGAUAAUGGUGGAUGGUGGUUCAACAGAUGUCACUCUGCUAACUUGAAUGGACUUCAUUAUAAUGGAGGAGCUUUCUCAUCAAGAACAGAUAAUGGAAUCAUUUGGUACACCUGGCAUGGUUGGUGGUAUUCACUGAAAUCCACAGUCAUAAAAAUCAGACCUUCUGAAUUUGUGCCUAGUUCAAACUGAGUGUUCCAGACGUUCAUGUUGUGUGCCAGAUUAUUACACUAAACACUACUUUCUUGGGCUAAACAAAAGUAUUACAGUUUAUUGUAGUCUUCAGCAGGUAACCUCUCAUUCCAUUCUCCUUACAGCAUUAUGCAAUUGGAUUUGUGCUGUAUCAGACAGAGAGAGCAUCAUUGUAUAGUAUACAAACAAUACACCUAGUUCUCAUCCACAUCAGUGGCAGUAUGAUACAGAGGUAAGGUGAUUAUCAGCACUACUUGGGUUAACUCCUUUCCAUUUGCAAAUGAACAAACAAAUUACAAGUUGUUUGCAGUGCUCUCAAAAAAUGUUCCAUCCAAAGAUAUACUGUCACUGUAGUAUCACAUUGUUUCAUCACUUCUCUCUCUCUGCUAUUUUCUCUGACUCUCUAUUACUCUGUCCUUAUUUUAAUCUCUUGCUUUUCUAUCCAUCUGUAUCUCUCUUUGAGCCUUUCUCUUUGAAUCUUUGAAUACUCAAGAGUCCUUUGUGUCACAACCUUUGCCUGAAAUAUAUUUGUUGCCAGUGAACACAUUCUGCUGGGAAAUAAAUGGAGAUAAAUGGGGAAUGAAAAUGAAAGAAAAGUAGAAUAUUUGGGAGGAUUUUUACACAUCUAUCGUUACAGGACUAUUAUUGGAUUAUAAAAAGUAGGAGCAAUUUUUACCAUUUUGUAAGGCAGCUUAAUUUCUUCACUUGGAAAUCAGUACUAUAAUAAUAAAACAAUGAUUACUUCUCUACUCUGAAAUCAUCAUCCACGGGAAUAGCACAACAAAAACAAGAACAGUUCCUUAAAAGCUCUUAUAACAACAUAUCAUACUUUUAUCCUGACAUACUGUAGUUGCCUUUUGAACAUGUUUAAUAGAGACAAUGACAUACAUUUGAAAUGUUGUUAAUGUUGCAUUUGUAGGUAGUAGUGUGAUCCAUUACAAUGUAGAUUACAACGCCUUAUAUAUACAGCUGUCACUUUAUGCUUUGAUUAUCAAAAACACAACUUCACUUUGAACGUUUCCUGUAUACAUUAGUAAAUAAAAUGAUUGAAAUAUUUCUAAA